Molecule: messenger RNA, 1959 nt
Organism: Oryza sativa Japonica Group (Japanese rice)
Lineage: Eukaryota; Viridiplantae; Streptophyta; Magnoliopsida; Poales; Poaceae
Product: tau-cadinol synthase
Biological process (GO): diterpenoid biosynthetic process
Molecular function (GO): magnesium ion binding; terpene synthase activity
Source: RefSeq, a predicted model, not a curated record
GUGCACACACAGUUUCUGUAGUUGCAGGUCAGUCACAACUAAAACAGAAACCAGUUAGCUGCAGACAAACCACACACACAAAUUCAUGGCCUCUUCAAGUUGUACAGCUCCCAAGGCAGCACCUGAGUUUCACCCCACAGUUUGGGGUGACUUCUUUAUCAACUAUGAACCACAACCCUUGCAGCGGCCAGAGAAAUGGAUGAGAGAGAGAUCCGAUCAGUUAAGAAAGGACGUAAGUCAGCUGUUCGACGCUUUCGAUGGUGUGGCAGAAAAAAUGAAUCUAGUUGACACGCUCCAACGCCUGGGGAUAGAUCAUCUCUUUGAGGAAGAGAUAGCCACCACCUUGAAUACCAUUCAUGGUGCUGAAUUUGACAGCCCUAGCCUUCAUGACGUUGCCCUCCGGUUUCGCUUGCUGAGGCAGCAAGGGUUAUGGGUUUCAUCAGAUGUUUUCAACAAAUUCAAACACAGAGAUGGAAGCUUUAUCAUUGACAUAACAAAUGACCCAAAAGGUCUCUUAAGCUUAUACAAUGCUGCCAACCUUCUCACCCACAACGAGGAAGCCCUCCAGGAAGCUAUCUUAUUUUCAAGGCAUCAUUUGGAGUUAAUGAAAAGUAACCUGAAGUCCCCAUUAGCUGAGCAAGUUUCACGUGCUCUUCAGAUACCAUUGUCCAGAAACUUGAAGAGGGUUGAGGCCCUAUCUUAUAUAUUAGAGUACAAUGUACACGAGCAAACAUACAACCCCUCAAUACUGGAGCUUGCCAAGCUAGACUUUAACCUUCUUCAACAUAUUCACCAAAGGGAGCUCAAGACAAUUACUCAGUGGUGGGAGGAUCUUUCAAAUGACAUAGGACUAGACUACAUAAGGGAUCGCAUUGUUGAAUGCUACUUUUGGUCAUAUUCUAUGUACUUUGAGGAGGAGUACACACGUGCCCGGAUGAUCCUUGCCAAGUUUUUCAUGUUAACAUCAUUGUUAGAUGACACUUAUGAUACGCAUGCUACUUUGGAGGAAUGUCGAAAUCUCAAUGUGGCCAUACAAAGCUGGGAUGAGAGUGAUAUUUCUGUUCUACCAGAUUAUCUGAAGAAAUUCUUUCUCAAGGUGAUGAGCAAUUUCGUGGAGUUCGAGAAUGAAUUGGAACCACAUAUUAGGCACCGCAAUGCUUACAAUAGGAAAGUGUUUCAAUUGUUAUCUGGGUAUUAUCUCCAGGAGGCAGAAUGGUUCCAUCAUAACUACGUACCAAGUUUCAAAGAGCAAAUAGAAGUGUCGGUGAUGUCUGCAGGUAUUCAAGCACUAAGUGUAUGUAUACUUGUCGGCAUGGGAAAUAUAGUAACCGAGGAGACACUUGAGUGGGCCAUUGGCAACAAUGAUGCCGUUAGGGCUGGCGGUGAGGUGGCACGUUUCAUGGAUGACAUGGCUGCAUUUAAGAAUGGAAGGAACAAAUUGGAUGUAGCCAGCUCCGUGGAGUGCUACAUCAAGGAGUACAAUGUUACCAGUGAGGUUGCCCUAGCCAAGAUAGGUUCUUUGGUCGAAGAUGCAUGGAAAACCAUAAACCAAGCUCAUAUUGAUCGCCGUGAACUGUUGCCAUUUGUACAUCGGGUCACCAACCUAUCAAGGAGCAUGGCUAUUUUGUUUCUUGACAAAAGAGAUGCAUACACAUACAGUAAGGAUUUCAAAAGGACGAUGGAGAGCCAUUUUGUCAAACCUAUUCCCCUUUAGGUACCGCACGUAGAAGUGUGAACUACUUUAAUUAUUAUGUAUUGGGAUAUUAGUUAAAUAUGACAAUAAUGAUAAUUAAGAUGCCUGUUUUGAUCAUAUGAGAGAUUCAUUAUUGAACCUCUCAACUUGCGUUGAUACAUAUGCAGCACUAUGUAUUGUCAUCAUGUAGGUCCAUGUACGUACUAGCGUGUAAGCGUUUGGAUUGUGUAUAUAACGAGUUAUAUCAUGCGCUUCGAAAUCAUUCA